CCCCCUUCCCCCAGCCGCUACCUCCGGGGGACGGUUGUGGCCCCACUGACGAGUAUUUUCCAAAUAAAUCAGUGUUGAUUCUUGCGGCGGCGGGGCCGAACACGUUUAUUUAUUUUUAAUUUUCUCAACAAGCAUUUACCCUGCACUUGUCCAGCGAAACACCUUGCUAAGCGUUUCGAGGGCGCACCCGCCGGAUAGGAAGCCACGAGUCCCGGACUGAUCAGCUGGUGGAAACCCGCAUUUGCAACGCCCUCCGAUGUUUUGAGAAUCGCUGCGUCUUGUCACUACUGGUGUGCACAGAAUCCUCCUCAAGGAACGUCUUGGUCCAGCGAUGCAAAGAACUGACGUUUCAAGCAGCAAGAGCCUGUGUUGUCUUUGGAAUAAUAUAGAAGAAUUCAAGAUAGGAGAGAGAGAGGCAGCUGCGAAUGAAGACUGUAACAGAAAACCAGAAGGAACACCGAAGACGAAGAAAAUUUCCCAGGACCAAGAGGGUAACCCAGAAGAAGCCGUCUUUAGGACCUGUUUGCCGGCUAUGCCUUCAAGAGCCUGGGGAUCCUGAAAAACUAGGGGAAUUUCUUCAGAAAGACAAUCUCAGCGUGCAUUAUUUCUGUCUCAUCCUAUCUAGCAAGCUGCCUCAGAGGGGCCAGUCCAACAGAGGUUUCCAUGGAUUCCUGCCUGAGGACAUCAAAAAGGAGGCGGUCCGGGCUUCUAGGAAGACCUGCUUUGUGUGCAAGAAAAAGGGAGCUGCUAUCAAGUGCCAGAACAAUCAGUGCUUCAGAAACUUCCACCUGCCUUGUGGCCAAGAAAGUGGUUGCCUUUCCCAGUUUUUUGGAGAGUACAAAUCGUUUUGUGGAAAACAUCGCCCCACACAGGACAUCCGUCAGGGGAGUGUGGGGGAGGAGAGCUGCAUCUUGUGUUGUGAAGCGUUAUCCCAAGCCAGCAUGGGGAACAUCCGGAGCCCGUGCUGCAGCCGGGCCACCUACCACCGUGCGUGCAUACAGAAAUACGCCCACACGUCAGCGAAGCAUUUCUUCAAAUGCCCACAGUGCAACAACCGGGAGGAGUUCCCUCGAGAAAUGCUAAGAAUGGGGAUUCAUAUUCCAGACAGAGAUGCUGCCUGGGAGCUGGAACCGGGGGCGUUCGCAGAGUUGUACCAGCGCUACCGGCACUGCGAUGCCCCCGUCUGUCUGCACGGACAAGGCAGAGACAGCUUUGAGGAUGAAGGGAGGUGGUGCCUCAUUCUGUGUACGACCUGCGGAGCCCAUGGAACCCACAGGGACUGCUCCAACCUCAGGUCCAGCAGUAAGAGAUGGGAGUGUGAGGAGUGCGCGCCUUCCGCUUCUGCUGCAGACUCCAUACCUGAAAACUCGGGUGACAUCCCCUCCUGCAGCAGCACCUUCCGCUCCGAGGAGCAUUUCUGCCAAGACCCCAGCUUGGAGGAGAAUCCAGGUCCUUCUUGGACUGACUGCCCAGGACCUUCCUUACUAGAAAAGUCAGAGUCCUCUGGUGGCAGGAGGGUCCCUGCCUGGCAGUCCAAGGGUGUCCACAGCACGAAAAGCGGCAGAAAGUUUCUGUAACCGCGUCGGAGUCACCUCUGCCGAGCAGUUGGUCCGUGAAGCCACACUCUGCCAUCGAGUUUGGGGAAGGAGCACCGUGGCCUGUGACACAGGAAGGGGCCAGCAGGGACACCAGGAGCCAGGGGAAGACAUGCCCUCAGAGCGUGGGGAGCGCAGUCCAAACGCUGAGAGCCUCUACCCGCGCUCCUGACUCCCAGAGGGCCUGUCCCUCUUCCACCCUCACUCUCACCCCUUAAUCUAGUCCUCACGGCCUCUUCUUACUUCAUCCAAACCUUUGUGAUUAUGCAAAUAAAGGUUUCUGUCCACUGCU
Messenger RNA from Tupaia belangeri chinensis (Chinese tree shrew), 1887 nucleotides. RefSeq names its product PHD finger protein 7 (gene PHF7). The record is from RefSeq and is a predicted model, not a curated record. Lineage: Eukaryota; Metazoa; Chordata; Mammalia; Scandentia; Tupaiidae. Gene Ontology annotation, cellular component: nucleus. The transcript is spliced from 11 exons. The coding region runs from base 426 to 1577 and encodes 383 amino acids.